Elgaria multicarinata webbii is the source of this 2404-nucleotide messenger RNA. It is a transcript of the gene PRR16, whose product is annotated as proline rich 16. The record is from RefSeq and is a predicted model, not a curated record. Gene Ontology annotation, biological process: positive regulation of cell size; positive regulation of translation. Lineage: Eukaryota; Metazoa; Chordata; Lepidosauria; Squamata; Anguidae. The transcript is spliced from 3 exons. Bases 13 to 966 code for a protein of 317 amino acids.
UCCCCCCAAAGAAUGUCCGCCAAGUCCAAGGGGACCACCUCCUCCUCCUCCGCCACCUCCUCGUCCGUGUCCUCUCCAGCCGAAGGGGCGCCGGCAGCGGCAGCAGGAGCCUCCAAAGCCAAGGUGAAGGAGCAGAUCAAGACCAUCGUGGACGACUUGGAAUUAGUCCUGGGGGACCUGAAGGACGUGGCCAAGGAACUGAAGGAGGUGGUUGAUCAGAUUGAUACACUGACGUCAGACCUGCAGCUAGAGGAUGAGAUGACUGACAGUUCAAAAACAGACACAUUGAACAGCAGCUCAAGUAGCACAACAGCAUCAAGUUUGGAAAAAAUCAAGGUGCGUGCCAAUGCACCACUCAUCAAGCCUCCAGCCCACCCAUCUGCCAUUCUUACAGUCCUAAGGAAGCCCAAUCCACCACCACCACCUCCACGGUUGACUCCUGUGAAGUGUGAAGACUCUCACCGGACAGUUAUCUCUGCCAACCCUGUAAAGACUAAUGGGACUCUGCUACGAAAUGGAAGUUUACCAGGAGGACCAAAUAAAAUUCCAAAUGGAGAUAUAUGUUGUAUACCUAAUAGUAACUUGGACAAAGUUCCGAUGCAACCUCUGAUGCACAGAUCUGAGAAAGACAGGUGUCCUCAGCCUGGAACACGAGAACGGGUACGAUUUAAUGAAAAGGUGCAGUACCAUGGCUAUUGUGCUGAUUGUGAUGUUCGGUAUAAUAUUAAAAAUAGGGAGAUUCACUUGCACAGUGAACCUGCCCACAUGCCGGGAAAGCUCCCUCACCAAUGUCCUCCCUUACCACCACCACCUCCUCCACUUCCUCCUUUUCCAUUAGAAAAUGGAGGGGUGGGAAUAAGCCCUAGUAGUAGCUUUCCUCCUCUCAGACCUGCAACUGUGCCUCCACAAACUGCACCAAAACCCCAGAAGACCAUUUUGAGGAAAUCGACCACUACAACAGUGUGAUGUAUCCCACUUGGAAAACUCUUUGUUUUUUCUUAUGUAUAAACAUACAAAAAAGGUAACGAGCACUUUCUACUCAAGCAAUAAAAAGCCCAAAUAUAUUACACCCUUUCUUCUAUGAAGUGGCAUAAAAAUAAUGUGCUCCUUCGGGCUAGGAGGGAUGUCAACAUUUGGAGGCAUGUUAACCAGUUUCUCCCAUGACAGUUCGACAGUGCAACUUCUUUCAGGCCAUAUUUGAUUAUAACAACAGGGGCCCUCCUUAGAGCAUGGAAACCCUAGAGCCAGAGCACAACUGAUCACUGGUGUAAUCUGCAUUAAACCACCAGCCUCAUGUCCAACAGCAACGAGCUGAGCCCUGACAAAAGCCACAGCCUUAAGUACCAUUCGCUCUGACAGAGGAAGAAAGAGGAGUUACCCCAUCACAGAAGCAGCCAUCUCCAAGAUCUGCUGUUCAGUGCUAAGAAAUCAAGGACACUCAACAGUAAUUACGUGGGUCCAGCCAGUGUCCCAAAAUGUGUUUAAAUAUAUGUAGCUAAAUGAACGUUUAAGCACUUAAUUGACUCCAGAGAAAUCAAUGCAUUUAUUCCCAAGAAGAGAAAUUAUCAACUUGGGUGGAAAAAUAAGAUCAUGGUUGUCCCUUGUGCAAAUUCAAAGCCAUAGAAGAAGAGAGGAUCAAUGAUGCUAAAAUGCUUGGAAAUAUAUUGUUUCCUGUCCUCUGCUGAAAUAUUCAGCUGUUACAGAAUGCAUCUCAAUGCACUUCUAAUAUUUGCACUGUCACGUCCAUUCAGGGGAAUGAUGUAGGCCAUCAUUUGCACAGAUGGCCACAUGAAAUUUUAGCCCAUGCAAAGAUGUACCUUGAGGGGCUUCUAGAGGAAAUGAAAUAAAAUCUAUCUACAAAAAUGAAGAAAAUUUAAUGCCCUUCUGUCCCUUCAGAGAGUUCUUUCUCACAAGGCAAAUUAUUGCUCCUUAAGACUGAGAUGAUAAAAAGCAUCAACAGGCUAACAUGGAUUUUAGAAGAGAUCUAAUUUUUAAUACAUUUUUGUAUCAUUGUAACAACAAAGAAAUGGACCUAUACAACUCACAUGUUCCUAAUGAACAUUAACAUUAUCCUCCCAGUUAAUACAAGGAAGAGAGAGAGAAAGCAUUUGUACUACAUAUUUGACGCAUAACAUUUUUCUAGGCAAUUAUCUGUCCUUCAUGGAAAAUGUACCAGCUAAACAGGCCUUUUCAGUUUAUUUUUCUAAAUAAAUGUGGUGUUUGUAUCCUUUGCAAUCACUUACUUUUGCUGAUUUCUGUUAUUCACCUCUGUUUUGCCCCUUUCACCCUCCUUCACCAAAAAAGGGAGAUUUAAAGACAAGAACCAAAACAUUUGUUUUGCCAUGUUAAAUCAUAAUGAUUUGCAGACUGAAAGCUUUAAUAUAAAAUGUUGUUUGUAGAAUUA